Molecule: messenger RNA, 456 nt
Organism: Colletotrichum spaethianum
Lineage: Eukaryota; Fungi; Ascomycota; Sordariomycetes; Glomerellales; Glomerellaceae
Product: MFS siderochrome iron transporter 1
Exons: 2
Coding region: 1-456 (151 amino acids)
Source: RefSeq, a predicted model, not a curated record
AUGGGUCAUCCAGACGCGACUCCUGGCGCUCCGGAAAUUGUUUCUGCAAACCUAGAUACUCCAAAUGUUGACGAGAAAGCCCCCGAGUUUUUCGAUAAAAAGCCCGCCUCGGAAGAAAUCGACCCUAAUACCGGUGGCCUUGCCGGGGUUGAGAAGAUCGAAGCACUGACGCAAACAUGGACGAAGUCAUGGCUCAUCGCUGCUUACAUCUUGUACGCAACUUGGCUGGCAAAAAUCUGGAUGGUGUUCUUCAUCGACUCUCUCCAACAGCAAAUCUCAAGCUCUCUGCUUCCUUAUGUCGUUAGUGAUUUUGGUCUGCAUGGUCUAAUGGCAGCGACAGGCAUUAUCUCAAAUAUCGUCGGCGGUGUAAGCAAGUUACCGCUCGCUCGUGUCCUUGAUGUCAUUGGCCGUACCACUGGACUUUGUAUUAUGCUGUCUUUCGUUGUUGUUUGUUAG